This is a messenger RNA of Malania oleifera, 1279 nucleotides long. Its product is annotated as ethylene-responsive transcription factor 4-like. The coding region runs from base 193 to 951 and encodes 252 amino acids. The record is from RefSeq and is a predicted model, not a curated record. Gene Ontology annotation, biological process: regulation of DNA-templated transcription. The transcript has a single exon. Lineage: Eukaryota; Viridiplantae; Streptophyta; Magnoliopsida; Santalales; Ximeniaceae. Gene Ontology annotation, molecular function: DNA binding; DNA-binding transcription factor activity.
UCAAUUCCUCGCCGAUUUCCCUUCUCUCCACCCUAUAAAACUACCCCCCUCACCUCCGCAAGCCCUCACCCUCAUUAUUUUUAAGUUACAUGUUAUUUUGUUGUUUCUUUCUGCUCCGACUGCGGGGUUGGGGAUAGAGGCGGGCUGUGAAGAGAGAGAAUCAGAGAUCGAAAGAGUGAGUUAACCGGAAGCAUGGCACCGAAGGAGAGGGUCGCCAGCGGCAAGGGUUCCGGCGUGAACGGCAAGGAGGUGCAUUUUAGGGGAGUGAGGAAGAGGCCGUGGGGUAGGUACGCCGCCGAGAUCAGAGAUCCCGGCAAGAAGAGUCGAGUUUGGCUUGGCACGUUCGAUACGGCGGAGGAGGCGGCGAGGGCCUACGACGCCGCCGCGAGGGAGUUCCGCGGCGCCAAGGCUAAGACGAACUUUCCGUUGCCCUCUGAUCAGAAUAUGAACCUGAAUAACAUUAAAAGCAAGAAGUGUAAUAACAAUAACAGCAAUAAUCAGAGUCCCAGCCAGAGUAGUACCGUGGAAUCGUCCAGCCGGGAGGGGUUAUCCCCGGCGCUGAUGUUGGACUCUUCGCCGCUGGAUCUAAACCUUGUGCACGGCGGCGGCGGAGGCGGCGUUGCAGCAGGUGGUAGCGCCGGAUUUGGCUCAGCCAUGAAGUUCCCGUUCCAGUAUCGGAAUCCGCAGCUGCGUGUUCCGCCCGUUGGUUUCCCGGCGCCGAGUCAUCUUUUCUAUUUCGAUGCGAUCGCCGGGCCCGGGAGCGGGAAUCAUCCUAGCAGCAUCCAACGGCUGAGAUUCGAUCGCCCGGCGGCUCAAUUCGGCGCAACGCCUACCAAUGGGGCCCAGAGCGACUCCGACUCCUCGUCGGUCAUCGAUCUGAACCACGUCGAUCCGCAGCCGCAGAGACUCCGUGUUUUCGAUCUCAACCUUCCCGCCUCGGAAGACCCAUAGAUUCGCCGGCGACUGACGACGUGAUCGGAAUUUUGAUUUCCAUUUUUUCAUAUUUUCAAAUCUUCGUUCUAAAAAGAAUAGGAAAAAUAGACGUUGAAGAAAGAAGAAAAAAAAAAAAAUACGAAGAGAGCUUCAAGUGAUCGACCAUGGCCGGAUCACGGAUCACCGCUCGAUGUGAAUACAUAGCUGAUCUCUUUUGUUUUUUGCAACAGUGAAAUUAAGUGUUUCGCUCUGUUGUUCCUUAACUAGCAACUGAUGCUCCAGUCUGUAAUUUCUUUCCGGCAUUGUUUUUCAUCAUCGAACACCUAUAAAUUUUCAAUUUCCUUUA